UAGACUCUCAGCGGAUUUGAAUUUGUUCACAAUGGAAGAGGUGUUUUUUAAAUCAGCGUUACCUGCGCAGGACUCCUUCGUGCUGGAUGACACCAGUCUGGCUCUGCCGGCCGAGCCGUCUCCAAGAUCCUCGACGAAACUGAAUUCAAACGACCGGAGUCUGCGCGUUCACCAGCAGGUUCAGCUCACACUGUCACGGAAGGCAAGAAAGCCCGCAUCAAACGCUGGUGUCCAUUUACAGAAAAACACAGCCAACAGCUUUGCUGCUCCAAAUGGACUUUUACCAAAGAGACAGGUAAAUGGAUUGGGCUUCGCUAGCCGCUCUCUUUCAAGCAACAAUGUGCAGAGACCAUCCAGGAGAGUGGAAGUGUCUCCACCAGAGAGCCCAGUGUUACCUCGCAGUUGCUUCAUUUAUAAUAGUCUCCAUUUUGGGACAUACUCCCAUCCGGGACCCAGUCAGUCGCACAUGGGGGGCACUCUGUCAGACCACUCAGUGGUUGCUGAUUCAUUUCAACGCUAUGCCUUCUCAGAGGCACCCCGUGCGACGCGGCCAAGCAUGUCCACAUCUGCACUCGGGACCUACCGCCAAAGGUCACUUAGACAGACAGUCGCACCACGGCCUGUGCUUGCAAAGGCAGCGUUUCAGAGUGGCAAAUAUGGCUCUUCCUGGAAUCCUAACCAAAGUGUUGUCAAACAGGAGAAACAUACAGUGCAGAGAAAUGGUGAUAUGGUGUUUGGAGCUAUCCAGCAUGAUGAAGGCUUGUCCUGGUUGAGUCAAAUGAGGAGGGUGAGUCAGGGUCCCCGGAGACUGAAUUCAUACCCACCCUCGGUCGCCAGCAUGGAGGUGGACAUGGGGAGGCAGAUGGAAGUAGAACUCCCCACUCAGCAGAUACAGGCACACAAUGUCAUGACACUGAAGUCAGAGAAGAAGCCCCCAGAGAUGACGUUAGAGAGGGCCGUGAACCUGCUGACCCAGGAUAAUGACGAAACCCUGAUCUGUGCAGCCAGCCACAUACAGAGUCAAUGUUUCAAGAGUGCAGAUGCUAAAAAGAUGGUAUACUAUCUCCGUGGGAUUGGAAAGCUCCUGCAGCUUCUUAGCAUCGACAAUGAGGAAGUGCAGCGUGUCGCAGCUGGGGCACUACGCAAUGUAGUUUACCAGAGCAGCGAAAACAAGAUGGAGGUGAAGGAAAAUGACGGCCUGGCCACCAUUUUGCAUGCACUGAAGAGCAGCCGAGAUGUGGAGACCAGAAGGGAACUUACUGGUCUUUUGUGGAACCUCUCCUCUCAUGACCUUUUGAAGGAGCGCUUCUCAAGAGAGGCGUUAUCAGUCCUCACCCAGUCAGUCCUGGUGCCCAGUUCUGGCAUUUCUGAAGGGGAAAACCCAAAAGACGAGCUCCUAGCUGAUGCUGAUGUUUUCUACAGUGCUACUGGCUGCCUGCGAAAUCUGAGCUCUGCUGGACCACACAGCAGGAAAGCAAUGAGGGAGUGUGAGAAUCUUAUUGACUCUCUGGUCUACUACAUCCGGGGAUCCAUAGCUGACUAUAAGACAGAUGACAAGUCCACAGAAAACUGUGUCUGCAUCCUGCACAACCUGUCUUAUCAGAUAGAGGCAGAGCUUCCUAACCAGUACAUCAGAGAUGUUCGGGAAUCUCGACAAAACUUGGUUCCCGUCGGCUGCUUUGCUUAUCGCAGUGCAAAGAUCACAGAGCAUCUGGAGCAACAGUGCUCCCUGCUGGAGGAGAAGGCCAACCCCCGUGGCAUAGAGUGGUUGUGGAGCACCAUCACUAUCCGGAUGUACCUGUCACUGAUGGCCCGCAGUGUGCGUCACUACACCCAGGAAGCUGCCAUCGGAGCCCUGCAGAACAUCACAGCUGGGAACGGAGUGGUGACUGAAGCUAUUGCCUUAACUAUUGUCCAACGGGAAAAUGGCCUUCAGCAUGUCAAGAAGAUGUUAGAGGAAGGAGAGAGUGAUGUGAGGAGGACGGCCAUAUCGCUAAUAAAAAACUUCUCGCGCUACCAAAAACUGCACCCUGACAUCGUGAAGCAGGUGUUGCCAGAGGUGGUGGGCAUGCUACCCAACAACGACACCGGCACAGACCUGCCCACUGAGGUGACUGUUUCUCUGUGUCAAAUCCUCAUCAACCUGAGUCAGAGCAACAUGCAGCACGUCAGGGCCAUCGUCAACCAGAGAGCGCUCCCAAAGAUCAUCAACAUCAGCAGCAAGGACAACGGUCAUGGACCAACCAGAGAAGGUCAGGCAGCAUGCGUCCUGCUGCACACCAUGUGGAAUCACAGUGAUCUCCAUGGGGCCUACAAGAAGUGUGGCUACAGGAAAGCUGAUUUCAUCAAUGCAAGGACAACAAAGGCUGUGAACUCUGUAUGAGACUGAGCCGUGGAUCUGUAAAUACCAAACUCAAGCCGUAAUUGUCAACAAAAAUUGCGCUUGUGGUCUCAAAUCACUUAAUGCGCUCUUCCUCCUUGGUUGGAUGGUCUGUGUCACAUUUUAGUAACUGUUUUUUUUCCUCAAGGCUGCAAACAAAAUAUUGUGAAACACAUUUAUUUCCCUUAAAGGUCCUGUGACAUGUGUGUUAGCUGAAGGAUAAACUUGCAUUUUCAUUAUAUGACAUGGGGAAAGAGCUGGAUGUUGAAAAAGAGAUAAUGGAGAAACAGAACAAUAAACCCACUGACAUUUCAGAACACAUUCCUCAUCAGAUACUUCAUCAGAAAAACUGACGGAUAAAUGUAGAAAACAUAACACAUCCUGAAAACAAAGUCUCUCCGGUCUCAGAUGCUAUGUUCAAGAUAAUGAAUGAAGUAUUUCUUUAUGACUGUGUAGUUUUACUGUAGCGGCAGCUUAACAUUUGUGUAUACUGUUUUGUGUGUUGUUGUUUUUUUUGAGCACUUCAAGCGACAGUCAUUUAACAAAAACUACAAUGGAAAAUUUCAAUUAUUCACACUAAAGAAAUUGUGAAGGAUGAAAAUCAAACCAACCAUUAUUUAUGACAAACCAAUGAAUUUAUAUGUAAAUGUAUAUAGUCUAUUAAAUAAUUAAAAUCAUUUCCUGCUGUAAA
Molecule: messenger RNA, 3071 nt
Organism: Micropterus dolomieu (smallmouth bass)
Lineage: Eukaryota; Metazoa; Chordata; Actinopteri; Centrarchiformes; Centrarchidae
Gene: pkp2
Product: plakophilin 2
Exons: 13
Coding region: 32-2383 (783 amino acids)
Biological process (GO): desmosome organization; cell-cell junction assembly; protein localization to plasma membrane
Cellular component (GO): plasma membrane; adherens junction; intermediate filament
Molecular function (GO): cadherin binding; molecular adaptor activity; protein kinase C binding
Source: RefSeq, a predicted model, not a curated record